Pelodiscus sinensis (Chinese soft-shelled turtle) is the source of this 1796-nucleotide messenger RNA. The record is from RefSeq and is a predicted model, not a curated record. NCBI's taxonomy places the organism in Eukaryota, Metazoa, Chordata, Testudines, Trionychidae.
GCUGCCCCCGGGCACCAUGGGGCUCCCCUUCUUUGGGGAGACGCUGCAACUGGUGCUGCAGCGGCGGAAGUUCCUGCAGAUGAAGCGUCGGAAAUACGGGUUUAUCUACAAGACCCACCUCUUCGGGCGCCCCACCGUGCGGGUGAUGGGGGCCGAGAACGUGCGGCAAAUCCUGCUCGGGGAGCACCGGCUGGUGGCGGUGCAGUGGCCGGCUUCGGUGCGCACUAUUCUGGGCUCCGGCUGCCUCUCCAAUCUGCACGACGGGCAGCAUAAGCACCGCAAAAAGGUGAUCAUGAAGGCUUUCUCGCGGGAGGCCCUGCAGCACUACGUGCCCGGCAUCCAGGAGGAGGUGAGCGCCUGCCUGGCGCGCUGGCUGCGCAGCGCCGGCUCCUGCCUCCUGGUGUACCCCGAAGUGAAGCGCCUUAUGUUCCGCAUCGCCAUGAGGAUCCUGCUGGGCUUCGAGCCGGGCCACGCGGGCCGGGACAGCGAGCAGCAGCUGCUGGAAGCCUUCGAGGAGAUGAUCCGCAACCUCUUCUCCCUGCCCAUCGACGUGCCCUUCAGCGGGCUCUACCGGGGACUGCGAGCGCGGAACUUCAUCCACGCCAAGAUCGAGGAGAACAUCCGGGCGAAGAUGGCCCGUGGGCAGCCCGCGGGCGGCUGUAAGGACGCGCUGCAGCUGCUGCUGGAGCACACGCAGGAGAACGGCGAGCAGCUGAACAUGCAGGAGCUAAAAGAAUCUGCAACAGAACUUCUGUUUGGCGGCCAUGAAACCACCGCUAGUGCGGCCACAUCUCUCAUCACCUUCUUGGGGCUUCAUCGGGAGGUUCUGCAAAAAGUGAGACAGGAGCUACAAACGAAGGGCUUAUUGUGCAGCAUGAACCAAGACAACACCCAACUGGAUAUGGAAGUCUUGGAACAGCUGAAAUACACAGGCUGUGUUAUCAAAGAGACCCUCAGGCUGAGCCCACCAGUUCCCGGAGGAUUUAGAGUUGCUCUCAAGACUUUUGAGUUAAAUGGUUAUCAGAUUCCUAAAGGCUGGAAUGUUAUCUACAGUAUCUGUGAUACACAUGAUGUUGCAGACCUCUUCACAAAUAAGGAUGAAUUUGAUCCUGAUCGCUUCAUGUCUCCUUUUCCAGAGGAUUCCUCCAGGUUCAGUUUCAUCCCUUUUGGAGGGGGCUUGAGAACCUGUGUGGGCAAAGAGUUUGCAAAAAUCCUUCUCAAAAUAUUUAUGGUGGAGUUGGCUCGGAAUUGUGACUGGCAGCUGUUAAAUGGACCUCCUACAAUGAAAACUGGCCCCAUAGUGUAUCCAGUGGAUAACCUGCCUACCAAAUUCAUAGGUUUCAAUGGCCAAAUCUGAGAUUCAAGAUUACUUCUAGUUGAAAUUCUAUAGCUUUUUAAAAGUACAAUAGCUUUAUAUAGAAGCCUAAAUUCAAUAUUAAAUAUUUAACUUGUAAAUGGUAUAGUUAUUUAUGUAUUUUUAAAUAUAUUACAUCUCAGAAGUUUGGUUUGAUGUUCAAGCACUACAAUUAUGGGCCAGUGCAGUCCAUAAUCAUUUCUAUAGGAACUAAAUGUUUCCUUGCUAUUUAAGAAUCUUGUCAAUUUUAGCAUUUGAAGGAGAUUAAGGACAGGUUUUUGUAUUCAGACACUUACUUUUUAACAGGUCCCCAUGAUUUCAUAUGCUUAACUGCACAUCUUGUGACCAGAAUAUACACCUGGCUUUUAUUUAAGCAAGGAGAAUAUUUUUUGAUACUUGGUUUUGUGUUCCAAGUUUGACUUAAAAUAAAGUCUAUUUUUGA